AUGGGCAAAGAAAACAUGAAGGGCGGCAAGAACACCGGUAGUAGCGCUGAUGGUGGAAAAAAGGGGAAGGAUACGUCUGGUGGUUCUGGAUACACAAAGGUGAAGGUACGGCAUAUUCUUUGCGAGAAGCUCAGCCGUGCAUUGGAGGCAUUGGAAAAGAUAAAGGCUGGCGAGAGUUUCGCCAAUGUUGCUCGGGAUUACAGCGAAGACAAGGCCCGCUCCGGUGGUGAUCUCGGUUGGGUCACUCGUGGUGCCAUGGUGGGUGAGUUUUCCGAGAAAGCCUUUGCUUUACCCAAAGGGGGAAUGACUCAGGAACCGGUUAAGACUAAAUUUGGAUAUCACAUUAUUUUUGUGGAGGAUAAGCAGUGA
Messenger RNA from Trypanosoma brucei brucei TREU927, 369 nucleotides. RefSeq names its product peptidyl-prolyl cis-trans isomerase NIMA-interacting 4, putative. Gene Ontology annotation, biological process: rRNA processing. The coding region runs from base 1 to 369 and encodes 122 amino acids. Lineage: Eukaryota; Euglenozoa; Kinetoplastea; Trypanosomatida; Trypanosomatidae. The record is from RefSeq and is a predicted model, not a curated record. The transcript has a single exon. Gene Ontology annotation, molecular function: peptidyl-prolyl cis-trans isomerase activity; DNA binding.